Bactrocera neohumeralis is the source of this 1215-nucleotide messenger RNA. RefSeq lists its product as uncharacterized. NCBI's taxonomy places the organism in Eukaryota, Metazoa, Arthropoda, Insecta, Diptera, Tephritidae. The record is from RefSeq and is a predicted model, not a curated record. The transcript has a single exon. The coding region runs from base 1 to 1215 and encodes 404 amino acids.
AUGUUCUUAUUGGCGCGGUUUGGUCCAGCUGCAGUAACCUUUCCUGCAAAGGAAUCAUUGCUCACACUCACCACUUCGCUAGACAGGGAGGACCACCAAUUGGAGGAACUGGUGUCAAAGUUCUGGCUAAUGGAGGAAAUAACGGUGGUUGAUGAUCUGCCAGAGAACGAAUUUGAGCAGAUUUUCGAGACCACUCAUAGCCGUAUCUCAUACGACCGUUAUAUGAUACAGUUACCCUUCCGGCGAAAGGCAACGGAACUGCGUGACUCGUACACACUGGCAUUACAGCAAUUUCAUAGACUAGAGCGUCGUACGGUUGCGGAUCCAGUCCUUAGAGAAAACUACACUUCAUUUAUGAGAGAGUAUGCAGCACUUGAUCACAUGGAGAUAGUACAACCACCUUACAAUCACACAAAUUGCUACUACAUUCCUCAUCAUGCGGUCACAGCAAAGUUCCGCGUAGUGUUCAACGCUUCGGCACCUACCAGCACUGGAAUCUCACUGAACGAUGUUCAACUGGUAGGUCCAACACUUCAGGAUUCGUUGAGUAGUAUACUUUUACAUUUUCGUCGCUAUCGAUUGGCGAUUACUGCGGAUAUAGAGAUGUUCAGGCAAGUGCUGGUUGCACCCUCGCAACUAUCAACGGAUUAUAUGGAGUCUCCUGGAAAUGAUAUCCGAGUGUACCGCCUAAAGACUAUCACACAUGGUAUGGCAUGCAGUCCUUACAAUGCAGUACGAACCCUGCAACAAUGUGCUUAUGACAAUUCCGCUGUGGUUUCUGACCUACAGCAAGCGGCUCGUGCUCGAACUGCGAUAUUAAUUUCGUUUUAUGUUGACGACUUCUUGACAAGUUGUGAAAGCGUUACUGAUGCAGUGGAGCUGGCUACGAACGUGGAUGCCAUUUUAUCUGCGGGAAAGUUCAGCCUACGAAAAUGGAACUCGAACGAUAGUCAGGUGAUGAUGCGUUUACCUAAUGAGUCGUCUCUUUCUAGCUAUAUCUUCCAUCCUGGGGAGGCUUCCGUUUUGAGCUUAAGAUGGGACGCACUGUCGGAUCAGUUAUUCUUUCGCGUCGAUCUACGUCAAAGAGGAGAGAUACCCACGAAGCGCCGUGUACUCAACGAGGUGGCACGACUCUUGGAUCCUACUGGAUUGUUAUCGCCUGUUAUCGUAACUGGGAUAAUAUUCAUUCAGCGACUCUGCGACACCUUUACCUGA